ACACAACUAACAAGCAGACAGCAGAAGUCUGAACUGUGUCUUUAGACAGUUGGGAUUGCAAGCUGAGCGCUAGCUAGUGGCGGCAGAAGUUUAUUAUUACUCUCAGCAUGCUGGAAAGCAGUCUGUCUAAAACUAUAAGCUGAGACCCAGACAUUCACUGGAAGAAACUAAAGAGCACCAGAUGGAGGGAGAAUCAAACUCAGUAGAAAAGCUGUUCUGUAGACUUGGCCUUGAGAAAAAACAUGAAGACAAACUUACCAGUGCACACUUUCUUGAAAUAUCCAAAUCCACUUUACUGUACAAGGAGCCCAGUAAAGAGAAGGAACUGGUAAAUGCUUUCAUGCAACGGCUUUUGACAGGAGAUUACACGGCAAGACACAUCUCUGUCAAAUAUGAAACCAACAUACCAAAGUCUCAGAAGCAUCAGACCAGAGCUAGAGAAGAUGCCUUUGCUGCUCUUUUUAAAAAACAGAAUGUAAACACAGAAAGAAAACAGGCAGAGAUUCACCCAAUGGAUGUUCAGAUGGCAGUGUUCCUUUGUGCAGAUGAUUUUCUUAGACAAAUCAUGGUGACUAAACUGGCACAGUGUCAGUACGCGAUCCCUCUGCUGAUGCCCAAUCCCUUUAGCGGGAAAAUUGAAUUUCCUCUCUGGUCAAUGCGUAAAAUCAACAAGAGCUGGAAGUCGACUGAUGCUUCAGGAAAAAUCAUCAGCAAGACUGUGCCUGUUUACAAAGCAGAAACUCCAAUGGUGGCAUUCUUCAGGCUUGGGUCUGUUUCCUCAUCCAAGUCUCAGCUGAUCAACAACCUGAUUAAUGAAAAGCACAACACAUUUUUCCACAGAAACUGUCCAGGCAGCAGCAGAAACCGUCUACUGAUGGAAGGAGUGGUGGAGAUCGCCUGGUACUGUCCAUCUGGGAAAAGCUCUGAUCAUUUCACUGAAUGCGUUGCUUUCUGUAAUCUUCAUGGUGAUUCCAGCAGAGCUGUAACUCAAACAGAGACACUUACUAACAUGGCCUCUAUAAAUGUUAUACUUUUGCCUAAGCUUGAUCAGAAUGAUAAUAAUAUGCGAAUUGUACAGGAAUUUUGUAAAUCCCAAACACCUCUUAUUGUUGUUCUUACUGAGGAAGAGAACGAUAAUGAAGAUUCUGUGUGUGAGAUUGGUAGAGGAAAAUACAGAGUGGGACUGAAGGGUAUAAAUCAGUCUAAGGUGUCUGUUGUACUCAGAGAUGUGAUCAAGAGCUGUCUCUCACAAAAACAUAUGACCUUCAACCUCGAGAAAAUGACCAACAACUCAAAGAUCAGUGUGGAUGAGAACAAUGAGGCCUGUCGGAGAGGAAAGGAAGCUGCACAAAAUACAAUGGGUGCUCUAUAUGGAAAAGAUCCACUGACAGUAAAAGAGAAAUGUCUGCCCUGCCAGGGAAAACUGUGGCAUGACUGGUGCGAGAAGAGCAAAAGUUUACGGCGACUUCAAAGUACCGACAUAGAAACAGAGCUCAGCAACAAGAAAACUAAAAUGAAGGAAAUAAGACGGAAACAGCAGGAACAUGGCUUCAGUGGACUCAUGGGGUUAUUUGUUGGAUGUUUAAAAUCACGGUCAGUCAGUGAGAGAAUGUAUUUCCUCAGCUGGACUGGAAUUUGCCUGAAUGAGUUCACUUCAGAGAAACUCUCUACCAUCCGACAAGAAUAUCACCAAAAAUGGACAGCUGUGUUGGCCUUGAAAAAAAAACAUGACAAAGCUGAAGGACAAGCAAAUCCGGACAAACUGAAGGCUGAACAAUCAAACUUAGAAAAAAUAUCAAAAGAACUGAAUGCUGCCAACUUUGGCUUGGAGCACAUACUGAGAGAGAUGGGUCAGAUUUAUGAAGCCUCAGUCUCUGAAGAAAAGAGCAUGAUCAGGAAAGAGGUUGGAAACUUGUCUUACCUGCCUGAACUUGCUGCUAAACUCAUGAUAUCUGGGCGCCCAAUGGAGCUGAUGGAUGGUGAUACAGCUUAUGUUCCUCUAACCUGGGUUACAGCUGUUUUAGAUGAAGUCAUCAAGAUACUGGGAGAUCAGAGAGUUUUUGUGCUGUCAGUUUUGGGAAUUCAGAGCUCUGGGAAAUCUACCAUGCUGAAUGCCAUGUUUGGGCUCCAGUUUGCAGUCAGUGCAGGCAGAUGCACCAGAGGAGCCUUUAUGCAGCUGGUUAGAGUUUCUGAGGACAGGAAGGAAGACCUGAAGUUUGACUACAUAUUGGUGGUUGAUACUGAAGGUCUCCGAUCUUCAGAGCUGUCUGGAAACAUCAUCCAUCAUGACAAUGAACUUUCCACAUUUGUGGUAGGAUUAGGAAAUAUGACUUUGAUUAACAUCUAUGGAGAGAAUCCCAAUGAAAUGCAGGAAAUACUUCAGAUAGUUGUUCACGCAUUCCUGAGGAUGAAGCAGGUCAGAUUAAACCCCAGUUGCAUGUUUGUGCAUCAGAAUGUUUGUGAUAUUGCAGCUAGAGAGAAAAUCAUGGAUGGAAGGAGACAUUUGCAGGAAACACUGGAUAAAAUGACUAAACUAGCAGCUAAAGAUGAAGACUACUACACAGAAAAUUUCACUGAUGUCAUUGCAUUUGAUGUAGAGAGUGAUGUGAAGUACUUUGCACAGCUCUGGGAGGGUUCUCCACCCAUGGCACCACCAAACCCAUGCUACAGCGAGAACAUUCAGGAACUAAAGAGAGAUAUCCUUUCCCGUGCAUCAACUACAAAUGGCCUGAAUUUAUCACAGUUUCAAAAACGUGUGAAAGACCUGUGGAAUGCUCUACUGGAUGAAAAUUUUGUGUUUAGUUUUAAAAAUGCACAAGAGAUAUCAGUGUACAGGAAACUGGAGCAGGAGUAUGGGAAAUGGACCUGGAGUCUGAGGAGUGCCAUGAUGACUAUAGAAGAGAAAAUGCUUAACAGAGUAGCCAGUGGAAACGUGGAAACAGUUCAGAAGCGGGAACUUCUAAGAGAAAUGGCAGGAACCCUACAGAAUGUCCAAAAUGCAUUCAACCAAUAUUUUGAAGAAGACAGUGAAAAGGAAACACUGAUUCAGUGGAAAUGCAAAUUUGCGACACAAAUCCAGCACCUCCAUGAUGAUCUAAUAGAGGAAGCAAAGAGAAAGGUGGAUGACAGCAUUCAGCAGAAAAGCAUUAGACAAAACCUUGAUAAGCAACGUGUGAACUACGAGAAGACACUCUUCGAAAAGAGCAAAGAGCUUGCUUUAAAACUCAAAGGAAAUGUUAACAACAAAACACAUGCAAGUAAGGAAUUUGAUUCUAUGUGGGGGAAAUGGGUCUCUGAAUUAGCUGAACAAACUCCAAAAAUCAAAGAUGUUAACAUCUCAAAGGAUGUAUCUGAAGUUCUGGGAGAGUUCUACAAACAUGACUUGGUUUCAAAUCGAACGCGUUCUUCAGACUAUAAAAUAAUUGGAAGGGUCAGUGAGUACACCAGCUAUGUCCCAACUAACAAGAGCAUGUCAAGUAGGAAUUUCUUUAAGUUUUGGUCUGGUAAUUCUCCAGAGAUAAACAAAUCAAUACGUGAUCUAAUUAUUAAGGUCACUGAACAAACAAAAAAAAAGGUGGAGUCAUUUCCAUUCUCAGCACAGGGAUACAGUUCACAUUACAUUCAAUCCAUUGCAUAUGAUGUCAGAAAACAGGUGCAUGAAUUUGAAGCACAAUUCAAGAAAGAUCGAAAGUUAUUUGAUGAUGCUUCUGUCUUUAACCAAGAUUUCUAUGUAGAUCUCUCACUUUAUGUGUGUGACCAGUCAGCAAAACGCAUCUCAGAGCUGCACAAAAAAUUCAAAGAAGCAAAUGAUCCACUUAUUUACUUUGAAAAGAAAAGGGCUGAGUAUUUCAACAUCUUUCAGAAAUACUGGGAGGGAGCAACAUCAGCAGCUAUACUUGGAGACCAGGUUUGCAGUAAAGUGAAAGAAGCGAUUCUGCAGAGUGUCUACAACAUGAUCGCUAAAUUUUUGUGUGGAGAGAUGAGAGGGAAGCCACCAUUUAAUGGGAACAGAGCUGAUCUGGAAAAACACAUUCUGAAGUCUUUGGCAGAGCAGGAGGGAAAUAAGGAUGAGAAGUUUGAAAACUACUUAACAUACAUGUACAAUCCUAGGGUUCACUUCGAAGAUUUCAUCAAGGCCAGAGUUAAUGAGUUCAUGGCAGCUGAAAACCCUCAAGCAGUUUCUGCAACUGAAGAAUACAUUGACAACAAACAGAGAAGCAUCAUAAGUGCUGUAAAAAUAGCAACAGAUGAAGUCAAACAUGUCAAUGGUGAUGCAAAUCAGUGGCUGGAAGUUUUUUCCAACAGCCUUGCAGAUGAGUUAGGAGAUACUAGAGUUCACCUAUGCAAUGAAGAGUGUAAGGAUUGCGUUGACUAUGAUGUUCUUGUGGAAGCUAUAAGGAAAGAACUUUCAGCUGUUGUUGAAGAGCUAAAGAAAAGCCUCAGUAAGAUUUCUGACUUCACCAUGGAGAAGUUCAGAGAAAGACCUGAUGAGAUUCUAAUCAAACACUUCUGCAGGUGCUGCUGGGAGCAGUGUCCUUUCUGUGGAGCCGUCUGUACCAACAGCCAAAAAGACCAUCCUGGAGAUCACAAUGCUGAUUUCCAUCGCACAUCUGGAAUGAAUGGAUGGCAUUACAGGGGCACAACAGAAUUCUUCAGAGACUUUUGCACAACAGCAGUAGCAAGUGACAAGUCCUUUUACCCAUCCAGUGAUUCUGAGACUAGUGUUCCUUAUAAACAGUACAAGACAGCAGGUGAAAAGUAUGAAAAAUGGGGCAUCUCCAUUGAUUUGUCUGAGCUGGCUUACUGGAAAUGGUUUGUUUGUGAAUUUCAGAAAAAUCUUGAAAAGCACCAUAACAAACAGUUUUGUGGUCAAGGGGAGAUUCCUGAGGAGUGGAAAACUUAUAGCCAGUCAGAUGCUGUUAAAAGUUUAGGAAUACAUUAAUACAUUUUAAGGCGUUCUGGCACUUUUCUGUGCUUUCUGACAACCCAUGACACAAAACAUCUGUAUCUGAUGGAAGAGCAGCCACAGUCCAGCUUAUCCUAAUGAGAAGGCUUAAGCCACAUCCACAUAUCAAAAUACUGUCCUCUGCAACACAUUCAUGCUCCUCAGCUUCAAGAUCAAUGCGUUCAAGAUCAAAUUCUAGCUAUAUGUACUAGCGUCAUAGCGGCUGCUAACAAGACAUUUUGCGUAAAAACAUUAUGAGAAUCAUUAACGAAUCAAUAAACUUCAGUUUCCCAAUUUGUCAAUGAUUCUCAUAAUGUUUUUAUGCAAAGUGGAUAUAAAAAGUCUACACACUCCUGUGAUGUAAAAAAUAAAACCAAGGUAAAUCAAAUUUUCAAACUUUACAUUUAUAUACAAACCAACAAAAUGCAACCAGAUUAUUGUUUUUUUCUUUUUCACUCCUAAAAUGUUUGUUUGAUUUUCAUUUGAUUGUUGUUGGUUGCUAUAUUGCAUUAAAGGAGGAAAAAUAUCUCACAUGAUUUCAUUUUUUUACAUCACAAAAACCUACAAUUUUAACAGGAGUGUGUAAACUUUUUAUUUUUACUUUUUAUUUCAAAUUUAACAGGGGUGUGUAAACUUUUUAUAUCCACUGUAACUGUAUUAUGAAGAGGCUUUUUGUGUUCCAGCAAUUACAUAUUUUUAAAUUAUACCAGUGAUUAUUUUAACAG
This is a messenger RNA of Pangasianodon hypophthalmus (striped catfish), 5670 nucleotides long. RefSeq names its product interferon-induced very large GTPase 1-like. Gene Ontology annotation, molecular function: GTP binding. The transcript is spliced from 3 exons. The coding region runs from base 182 to 4942 and encodes 1586 amino acids. The record is from RefSeq and is a predicted model, not a curated record. Lineage: Eukaryota; Metazoa; Chordata; Actinopteri; Siluriformes; Pangasiidae.